Molecule: messenger RNA, 363 nt
Organism: Choloepus didactylus (southern two-toed sloth)
Lineage: Eukaryota; Metazoa; Chordata; Mammalia; Pilosa; Megalonychidae
Product: keratin-associated protein 21-1-like
Exons: 2
Coding region: 1-363 (120 amino acids)
Source: RefSeq, a predicted model, not a curated record
AUGUAUUGUAACUACUACGGCAACUCCUGCGGCUACGGCUGUGGCCUGGGCUGUGGCUAUGGCUAUGGCUGUGGCUACGGCUGUGGCUAUGGCUGUGGCUACGGCUGUGGCUACGGCUCUGGCUGUGGCUAUGGCUGUGGAUACGGCUCUCGCUAUGGCUGUGGCCUGGGCUGUGGUUAUGGCUGUGGCUACGGCUCUGGCUGUGGCUAUGGCUGUGGAUAUGGCUCUGGCUGUGGAUACGGCUCUCACUAUGGCUGUGGCUAUGGCUGUGGCUCUGGCUGUGGCUACGGCUCUGGCUGUGGCUAUGGAUGCUGUGGCUACCAGCCUUAUGCCUUCAGAAGAUGUUAUUCUUCUUGGUGCUAG